Molecule: messenger RNA, 507 nt
Organism: Tetranychus urticae (two-spotted spider mite)
Lineage: Eukaryota; Metazoa; Arthropoda; Arachnida; Trombidiformes; Tetranychidae
Source: RefSeq, a predicted model, not a curated record
AUGACUAAACCAUGUGCUGUGUUUUGGGAUAUUCAAAAUGUUGGAAUACCAAGAGGACAAUCAGGUAAUUCAAUCAUUAGGCUGAUUAGAUCAAUUAUAACUAAACCUUACAAUUUAAAUGAAAUAUUAAUAAUAUUUUUCCUUUGUGUCUGUGAUGUUAAUAAAUUGCCUUCAAAUGUUGGCCAGCCAUUAACAAACUUGGAUGUUGAUAUUGUUCAGGCUUAUAAUGGAGUUAAGGAUUCCGCUGAUAUUAAAAUAGUGGACUUGAUGAGGAAAUUCGUUGCCGUUGCUGGACAAGAUUGUACAAUUAUACUGUUGAGUGGUGAUGCUGAUUAUUAUGGUACUUUGAGUGAUCUAAAGAAGCUUCAUAAUGUAUCAAUUUAUCUUAAUGGAUUAGAUGAUUCAUACUCACUUAUACUUGAUCAAAUAUCUGAAUACACAUUUGUGUUGACUAGUGGUGUAUUAAAGCCGAUUAAAUCAACCAGUGUACUUCAUAUCAAUCAAUAA